Acaromyces ingoldii is the source of this 3151-nucleotide messenger RNA. RefSeq lists its product as hypothetical. NCBI's taxonomy places the organism in Eukaryota, Fungi, Basidiomycota, Exobasidiomycetes, Exobasidiales, Cryptobasidiaceae. The record is from RefSeq and is a predicted model, not a curated record. The transcript has 2 exons. Bases 102 to 2864 code for a protein of 920 amino acids.
UGCGCUGGCCCACAUCCGCCUCUUGUUCCUCUGCUCUUGCCUACCGACGACGUUGACGACGAAAGGAAGAAGCCGCCAAAGAUCAUUGGGAGAAUAGAGUCAUGGCGCCAAGAAACAAGGCCGUUGGGAGCUUGCCUCCGUCGGGCAAUCCAAAUGUGCCCACGCCGCCCGUUCGGUUUGGCGAGACGGUCGUCGAUUCAAAAAACAUAGGCGCGAAGGACAAGCGAGACGGAUAUGCUCCUGCCGACAGGUCGCAGACCACGUCGAGCGUGACAAAAGCGAGCAGGAAGCAGCAGCAGAAGCGCCGCCAGGGGAGAGGCUUUCUUGGAUUCCUUUUCAGCUUUCUGACGCGUGUCUUUGCAUUCUACGUCGCCAUUGGUGCUCUCUGGCAAUGCAGCUCGUCGCCGCUGGCCUUUGAUUUCAAGAAGAACGACAAACGGGGCCUCUGUAGGAACCUGGCUCACGUAAAGCAAGGUCUCCAGCCCGUUGUCACUCCCAUCUGGAACACUGUCCACGCCAAGAUCGACCCCUACACUGGUCCAUACAUCAAGGCCGCAACGCCAUACACCAAGGCGGCCUGGAAGACGACGAAGCCCUACUACGUCCAGGCUCAUAAGAGAGGAAGAGCCCUCUACAAUCGGCAUGUCGAGCCGGUCAGGAAGCGAACGGUCAAGAAGGGCAGGGCAUAUGCCGACCCUCACAUCAAGAACUUCAACGCUCAAUACAAGAAGCAGGUCAAGCCGCACGUCGACAACUUGCAAAAGACUGUCAAGCCCUAUCAAGACAUCUACACCCGCGAUGUAGCGCCGUACCUGUCGCAGGCAUACGCAUAUAGCCUGACGGCCAGUCAUGCUUCGUACACCUUCUACGUCGGCCGGGUGCACCCCUUGGUUGUCUCCUCGCUCCGCCAGCUGCAUGCCUUCUACGUGAACCAUGCUGAUCCAGCCAUGCGCCGCGCAUACAGCCUCUACGUGCGGCCACAGAUUGACCGGCUGCUGGCCAAGAUCUUUGAGCGAAAGGCUCAUGCGACGGGGUCUGAGGCCAUCAGGCAGGCAAAGCAAGACGUGCGAGAGGUACGGGCAGAGGGCGAUGCAAAGACCAAGGCGGCUGUUGAUGAGGCCGAAGCGUCGGCGCGCAAGUCACAGGAGGAUCCCUCUGUGGUCGAUCGCAUCAAGCAGGCCGCCACCGCUGCAGUCGGACGGGGCGACGAGGACGAAGACCCGAUCGAGGUCGCGAAGCUUGACGCCGAGCUCGAUGCGGAGCUCGAAAAGAUUAAUGAGCAGCUCGAUGCCUGGCUCGUCGGCCUCAAGAGACUCGAGAGCCAAGAGUAUGUCCUGGUCACCCAGCGCAUUGCGGAGCUCAGGAACCGCAAGCUUGCCGACCUGCCAGACCACUUUGCGACGCUCUCAGAGACACACGUCGAGGAGGAGGUGGCGUCAAUCUUGGUCAAGCUCGAGAAGGUCUUUAACAAGCUCUCCAUCGAUGCCAGCAAGCCUUCGUCGACGCUCGACGAGCGUCUCGAAAAAGCGCGCAAGACGAUCGAGGAACAGCUGGCCAAGCUCGAUGCGAGCGAAGCAGAGCUUCAGAGCAUGGUUCAGGGCUACGCUUCUGACCUGACAAAAGACGAGACACGGGCCGUCAAGGCGAGCUCCAACGAAAUCAAGCGCUUCAUCAAGGAGGCCGCCAAGAGCUUCGACCGCAUCAUGGGCGAAGCAAAGUUUGAGCGAAGUGUUGAAGAGUACGAGGGCUGGGACGACGGCCUCGCCAAGCGCGCCUCGUUCUUCCGCGAGGAGCUCCAGGCCCUCGUGGCGGGCAAGGCGCCCUACCGGUCCUCGGGCAUCGAGAAUACCACGGACCUGCGAAAGGAGCCGAAGUUGGACAAGCACAUCGACGAGCUGCAGAAGCAAGUCACCAAGCUGUACAAGGCCGCCCGGUCCCAAGUCGACUCGUACGCCUCGACGGGCAUCCUGCAGCUCCAGGGCCAAGGCUCGCUGGGCGCCAUUGCCGAUGUCCGGGACAACAUCGUCGAGCAGGCCAGGUCGAUCUCUGAGGGCGCCGCUGCGUCGAUGUACGCCGCCGCUGUGGCCGCACGGAGGAGGCUCGGCAUCGGCGGUGACGAGGAGCCGGCCCAGGGCAUCUUGGCCCGGGUCGGGGAGCAGGCCCGUACGGCGUCGAGGUCUCUUGCCAGCGCUGCGGGGGCUUCUCCCACGCCCGAGGGAAUUCAGGAGCACGUCGAGAGUGCCUACGACGCGGCCACGUCGCAGCUUGGCGAGGCAGCCAUCGCAGCGGGCCUUGCGAAGAAGCCAAAGGGACCACUGGACAAUGUGCGAGACGCCUACGAGGGCGCGGCCAAGCAGGCGGGACAGACGUACAACUCGGCCGCAAGCCAGGCUGGCGAUGCCUAUGCGUCGGCCGCAGAUGCCGGCCACUCGGCCUCGUCGUACGUUGCCUCUGCCGUCGGUGGCCAGCCGUCGCCGCUGAGUGCGGGCGAGUACGUGGAGCAGUACGCAGACGCAGUACAGGACGGCCUCAAGAGCGCAUCGAGCAUGGCUGCCUCUGCUGUUGGCGCCACGCCCAGCCCAGAGAGCGCAGGCGAGUACGUGGAGCACUACGCAGGCGUUGUGGGCGACGCUGCGGGAUUGGUGUACGAGUCAGCAGCCGACCUUGGGUCCCGGGGUGUCGAGCAGGGCGCAGAGGGGCUCCAGGGCGUCUACGAAGGGGUCAAGGAAGCCGUCGGACUGGGAGAGAGCGAAGAGGACAAGCUCGUGGGAAAGAAUGCAGAGACAAAAGACUACAACACGGUGGGCAAGGCAGCAAAGGAGGCCAAAGAUCGCGUGGCCGAGAAGAUCCACCAGGAGUUGUAGCUGGUGCUCUUCUCGCGCUCUCUUUUGGGAGCUCUCUUGGGGAGACGUAACAUUCACUUGUACAUGGUGCGCUGUGUGUGGUCUUCUUCUGCUAGGAAUGAAAAAGUUGGCAUUGAUCGAGAUUGCAGGAUCAGAGUGUCAUACGGAUCAAUCGGACGGGGCGCCUACGAUGACGGUUUGGUGGAGUCGCACUUGAUGCCUGCCCUCGACUGAAACCCUAGUGGGGCCCACUUGCUUUCUCAUACAUCUUGAAAGGGCGAUCGAAACGGAGAGUGUCCAAGAAAAGA